Molecule: messenger RNA, 1059 nt
Organism: Drosophila serrata
Lineage: Eukaryota; Metazoa; Arthropoda; Insecta; Diptera; Drosophilidae
Source: RefSeq, a predicted model, not a curated record
UGUAAGGGCAAGUGACGUGACAGUCAAGGUUUUUCUAUCCACGUAUCAAGAUCAGGAGAAAUUAUGCUAUCGUUGGGCUUAAUUAUUUUGUGCUUAUUUCCGUGCGUUUACAAUGAGUACUAUCAUCGUCCUUCCUACCAAGUUCUGCUGCAAAGAAGGAAUAGUCACGGAGUUCUUGUCGAUGGAAAGUGCUUUGGAAACAUACUCCAAAGUCGUAUAGUGUUAACCGCGGCAUCGUGCUUAUUAGUUUCUAAUGAAACUAAAAAUAUAAUAACAACUGAGGAACUAGCCGUGUCAUUCAAAAGUAAUGAUCUAAGCGAAUUUCUUUACUUUGUGAGCGGAAUCGAAGUAUAUCCCGGAUUUAAUGGAACAACUCUUGACAAUGAUAUUGCAAUUCUUCGCUUGAGCACACAACUUCCCCUAUCAGAUCGAGACGAUAUUGAAUGGGUUCUGUUGGCUGAUUAUGAUUUAACCACGGAAUCGCCUUUGCAGAAAAAAGUAGAAUCAACACUUUCAGAAAAUGUUUAUCCAGGCUACGGUGUAAUUCAGGAAAGUAAUUUAGUUGGUAUCAUAUCCUUGGCGAAGGAUAAUGUUGAGUAUCAGUUUCCCAACAAAGUCACCCAAAUAAAUUCCUACCUAAGUUGGAUAUAUGAUAUUUUACAAAAUGCUGAAAUCGCCGACAUGCAAAAUAAUAACUACACUGUAUCUUUACCUUAUCGCCAGAGAAAGAGCGCAGAAAUGGGUACAGAAAUCCUUGAAACUGAUGAAGAGAUUGUUGCAAAUCCAGAAGACCUAUCUAACGAAUAUGUUGACUCUGAUGCAGUAUCUGAUAAAAAUGAGGAAGAGCUCGUCAAAUCAAAUGUUGAAUCUGAGGCAGAAUACUUCACAGUCGGAGUACGAGACAUUUUUGACCCAAAUGUUGAAACUAAAGCUGGAUAUUAUACAAACGCAGCGAACAUACUUAUGGCAUCUGGAAUUUCCUCAUGGAUAUUGUUAAUUAAUUUUAUUAUUGUUAAUUUCCAUUUCCUAGUCUUAUCAACUAAAAAAAUGAGAGGAUAA